AGGGAGGCAGGGAGGAGGGGUGAAGCAUGAGGGGGGUAGGGAUGUAGUGCUGGGAAGAAUGGCGGUCCCUUUCGGUCCCCAUGGUUCUAAGGUAAGCUGCAGUGCCUUCCGAGCUGUCAGUGACAGAGCUGAGAUCUAAAGUGAUGACGUCACAAACCAGAAUGCUGGGAGGUCAGAGCUUCACUUCCUCAGGCCCCUGACCGCUCACCCACCCUCCAUGUUCUACAGGUCUCUUGGGACCCUCUUCGGCUGCCCCUCUCGGGGUCCCGAAACUCUUCCAGAUGGAGAAGGUGGGCAAAAUCUCUGCCGCAGUUUCACCCUCCCCCUCUCCACAGAGACUUGUAGUUUGAUAAGGGUUUUGCCUAGACAGAAUGAACUCAAAGACUGAUUAUUGGGAGCUAUCAGAGAGCUGGAUUGAAAGAUGUCUCAAUGAGAGCGAGAACAAACGCUAUCCCAGCCACACAUCUCUGGGGAAUGUGUCUAAUGAUGAAAAUGAGGAAAAGGAAAAUAAUAGAGCCUCCAAGCCCCACUCCACUCCUGCCACUCUGCAAUGGCUGGAGGAAAACUAUGAGAUUGCCGAAGGCGUCUGCAUCCCUCGCAGUGCCCUCUACAUGCACUACCUGGAUUUCUGUGAGAAGAAUGACACCCAGCCCGUCAAUGCUGCCAGCUUCGGGAAGAUCAUAAGGCAGCAGUUCCCUCAGCUAACCACCAGAAGACUCGGGACCCGAGGACAGUCAAAGUACCAUUACUAUGGGAUAGCAGUGAAGGAAAGCUCCCAGUAUUAUGAUGUGAUGUAUUCAAAGAAAGGAGCUGCCUGGGUGAGCGAGACAGGCAAGAGAGAAGUAACCAAACAGACGGUGGCCUAUUCUCCCCGGUCCAAGCUUGGGACAUUGUUGCCAGACUUUCCGAAUGUCAAAGACCUGAAUCUGCCAGCCAGUCUUCCUGAGGAAAAGGUGUCGACCUUUAUUAUGAUGUACAGAACGCACUGUCAGAGAAUACUGGACACUGUCAUAAGAGCCAACUUUGAUGAGGUUCAAAGUUUCCUUCUGCACUUUUGGCAAGGAAUGCCACCCCACAUGCUGCCCGUGCUAGGCUCCUCCACGGUGGUGAACAUCGUGGGCGUGUGUGACUCCAUCCUCUACAAGGCCAUCUCGGGAGUGCUGAUGCCCACAGUGCUACAGGCAUUACCUGACAGCUUAACUCAGGUGAUCCGGAAGUUCGCCAAGCAGCUGGAUGAGUGGCUGAAAGUGGCCCUCCAUGACCUCCCAGAAAACCUGAGAAACAUCAAGUUUGAAUUGUCAAGAAGGUUUUCCCAGAUUCUGAGAAGGCAAACAUCUCUGAAUCAUCUCUGCCAGGCCUCUCGAACGGUGAUCCACAGUGCAGACAUCACGUUCCAGAUGCUGGAGGACUGGAGGAACGUAGACCUGAACAGCAUCACCAAACAGACACUCUACACCAUGGAGGACUCUCGAGAUGAGCACCGCAGACUCAUCAUCCAGUUGUACCAGGAGUUUGACCACCUGCUGGAGGAGCAGUCGCCCAUGGAGUCUUACAUAGAGUGGCUGGAUACCAUGGUAGACCGAUGCGUUGUGAAGGUGGCUGCCAAGAGACAAGGGUCCCUAAAGAAAGUCGCACAACAGUUCCUGUUGAUGUGGUCUUGCUUUGGUACAAGAGUGAUCCGGGACAUGACCUUGCACAGUGCUCCCAGCUUCGGGUCUUUUCACCUAAUUCACCUGAUGUUCGACGACUACGUGCUCUAUUUGCUAGAAUCUCUGCAUUGCCAGGAGCGGGCCAACGAGCUCAUGCGGGCCAUGAAGGGCGAAGGAAGCACUGCGGAAGUCCAGGAAGAGAUUAUCUUGACUGAGGCUUCCCCACCCACCCCUUCACCGGUACCAUCAUUUUCUCCAGCAAAAUCUGCCACCUCUGUGGAGGUGCCACCUCCAUCCUCCCCCGCCAGCAACCCAUCCCCUGAAUACACUGGCCUCAGCACAACAGGGCUGUCAGGGAAGGAGAGUGCGUGCUUGGAGGCAUCGGGAGAGACCUCACAGAGGAGUGGAGGGUUGGGAGCAAUGCAGUCCUAUACGUGGUCGCUAACAUACACAGUGACAACAGCUGCUGGGUCCCCAGCUGAGAACUCCCAACAACUGCCCUGCAUGAGGAGCACCCAUAUGCCUUCUUCCUCUGUCACACACAGGAUACCGGUCUACUCCCACCGAGAGGAGCAUGGGUACACGGGGAGCUAUAACUACGGGAGCUAUGGCAACCAGCAUCCUCACCCAAUGCAGAGCCAGUAUCCAGCCCUGCCUCACGACACGGCCAUCUCCGGACCACUCCACUACUCCCCUUACCACAGGAGCUCUGCACAGUACCCUUUUAAUAGCCCCACUUCCAGGAUGGAACCUUGUUUGAUGAGCAGUACUCCCAGGCUGCAUCCUACCCCAGUCACUCCCCGCUGGCCAGAGGUGCCAACAGCCAACACGUGCUACACAAGCCCGUCUGUGCAUUCCACGAGGUAUGGAAACUCUAGUGACAUGUACACACCUCUGACCACGCGCAGGAAUUCUGAGUACGAGCACAUGCAACACUUUCCUGGCUUUGCUUACAUCAACGGAGAGGCCUCCACUGGAUGGGCUAAGUGACUGCUUUCAUAGGAAUCCAUAUUUAAUAUUAAUAAUUAAUAAUAAUAAUAAACCCAAUACCCACCCUCCAGAAGACUUUAUCUCUAUACAUCAUAACUCGCGGGCUGUUCCUAAGCAUCCAUUUUCCUAAUGAACAAGAAGAUGUUCAACAUGGGAUGAAUAGACUUUAGUUCAGAAACAGGACUUACUAAAAGUCACUGGGAUUGGGUUCCUGUAGCCAAGCCAGACUUGACUGCUUCUAUAGAGCACUAUCGUGGGCAGGCCAACCUGUGCCUUUCCCCUCUGUUCCAUGACCUUGCAUGGCAACCACUCCCUGUAGGGUACUUAUAUUCCUGUUGACAAAGCUCUUUAGUCUUGAAGGAUGGAUACUGGAGCCAGACUCUGGGCUGUGCUCUUGGAUGGACACAUAAUUUACCAAGAGCAUUGCCAUGGUGUCAUCUCACUGUCCAGUUAGCAGCCCCCAGACAUGUUCUCCACCUCCUACUUCCUGAUGGUGUCAUCACUACUUCCUGGAGCCCUAGGGCCAAAUGUAAGUUCCUGAAAAUGCUAAGCACCCUGUUCCACUCAUACCUGCCAUCGUACCUGCGUUGUCUUGGAAUGUAAGCACUGUUUGGAGGGACGGAAGAGGCCUGAUGUAUGUCGCCUUUAGUUGAUUGAUGUCUGUAGGGACCGGUUCCUCUGUGUACAAGGAUUUGCCCUAAGUUUGCACAGUGGCUAACAUCAGCAGAAGGCAGGAGAGGGUUUCUUAAGUUCUGUGAGAAACGUGGAUUUAUGGCACUAAGUAUCAUUCUUUGCUGUGUUGCUUUGUGAAGCUGGAUGGAUCAAACUUUCACUUCGCAAGCACCAAGUAUGAAAACAGCUGUCGUGGUUCCUUCCUAAGACUAGAAUACUUUCCGACACUUUGCUAGAAAAAAAAAAUCAAAGCUGUGCCUUUGAGUCUAUACUAUACUGUGUAUGUGUGGAAAUAAAAGUGUAUUGUACUUUGGGAAAAUUUUUUCGUAGGUAUUUUUUUGUCAGAUUUGUAGCUAUUUGUGAGGUUUGUUAGAGAUUAACAUAGGUUUUCUUUCUGUAUUAUAAGAUGCACCAAGCAAUUAUGGUGGACCUAUUACCCUAUGGGUAAGAAAUAAAUGGAAAUAUGACAUCGGAUGUUUUAGCAAAUGUUCUGUAAAUAAAAUGUUUGAUCACACCACCCAGUGUGAUAAUCAUGUCUACAGCUAAAAUGGAAAUAGUUUCAUCUGUACAGUUGUGCAAGAUAUGAAUGGUUUCACUAUCUGUACAGUUGUGCAAGAUAUGAAUGGUUUCACACUCAAAUAAAAAGUAUUGAAAGGA
Messenger RNA from Peromyscus eremicus (cactus mouse), 3968 nucleotides. RefSeq names its product regulatory factor X4 (gene Rfx4). NCBI's taxonomy places the organism in Eukaryota, Metazoa, Chordata, Mammalia, Rodentia, Cricetidae. Gene Ontology annotation, molecular function: DNA-binding transcription factor activity, RNA polymerase II-specific; RNA polymerase II cis-regulatory region sequence-specific DNA binding. The transcript has 19 exons. Bases 372 to 2639 code for a protein of 755 amino acids. Gene Ontology annotation, biological process: regulation of transcription by RNA polymerase II. The record is from RefSeq and is a predicted model, not a curated record.